Molecule: messenger RNA, 726 nt
Organism: Sclerotinia sclerotiorum 1980 UF-70
Lineage: Eukaryota; Fungi; Ascomycota; Leotiomycetes; Helotiales; Sclerotiniaceae
Exons: 3
Coding region: 1-726 (241 amino acids)
Source: RefSeq, a predicted model, not a curated record
AUGGACACUAAAGUCACAGAGCCAACUAUCCCUGAGACAUACAAUGCAUUCUUCUAUGGAACUCUCAUGGCUCCCGAAGUCCUUUACCGCGUUAUUUACGGUUCUUCUAAGCAUUCAUCUAUAUCUCUAACUAUUACACCCGCCCUUCUUCCGGACUACUGUCGUCAUCGCGUCCGCUUCGCUGACUAUCCAGCCAUCAUUCACGAGCCCGGUCAUACAGUUCGUGGCACUUAUGUCACAGGUCUUACGCCCUCCAACAUGCGAAAUCUGGAUCAUUUCGAGGGAUCCCAAUAUGAGCGAAAGGUUGUCACUGUGAAGGUCUUGACUCCAAAAGAUAAAGAACAUGUACAGGGUCCCAGUGCAAUUCUGGGGGAAGCGGUAGAAACGGGAGAAGAGAAAGAAGCCCAAACAUAUGUGUUUACAGAUUUGGAUGAGUUGGAGAAAGGAGAAUGGGAUUUCGCCUUCUUCAGACAGGAGAAAUUGAAGAAUUGGGCAGAUGAGAGUGAGGAGUAUGCUGAAGUUGACGCGAAUACUGCGAAAAGCGAUAUUAGUAUUGUUGAAUUCAUAGAUCAAGGAGAUACCACCGGCGGACGAGGCGUUAAAACGGACAUGGGAAAGGAAUUAAAAGAGUUAGCGGAUAAGAAGAGAGAAGAUGAAUGGAUUCUAGAGGAAAAAAAGAGGAUUGCAAAAGAACAGGAGUCGAAGUCUCAAUGUACUAUUGAAUAA